AUGACCUCUGAAACUCGUAAAUCAAUACGCUCAGGCUCCUCAACCGGUGCCCCCGGCGUUCCCUCUAUCUCCAGAGACCAGCGCAACCAGUACGAUCCCGCUACUACAGGGUACAACUCUGCCACUGGAGCUGGAUACAAGAUUCCAUCAGCUAGUAGCUCCCAUCCACAUAAGAAGGGGACAGAACAUGGACAAGAACAAGAACAUUACCGUCCCAUCACGCCUACAAAGGGCUACGAUGCGCCUGCCGGAGACGAUCGUAUCAGUCACGCACCAAGUACAGCCGACCGAGUAAAAAUGGAGCGGGAAUUCGAAAAGGCACAGAAAUCUCGAUCACAUAAGAUGAGUGAACAUCUAGGUGGGGGUAUUAAUGGUGUUGCUGCUAGAAUUCAUGGCGCGGGAGAGUCGCUGCGUGGUGCGCUUAAUGCGACCGUUGAUCGGGCUUUCGGGUCGCAUGAGAGUGCUGAGUGGAAUGAGGAGAUUGCCAGACGAGGAGAACAUGAGUAUUCGGCUAAGGAGUUCUCGGAAGAGGUGCCUCGUCGUCGAGAGUAA
Molecule: messenger RNA, 552 nt
Organism: Penicillium angulare
Lineage: Eukaryota; Fungi; Ascomycota; Eurotiomycetes; Eurotiales; Aspergillaceae
Gene: dprC
Product: protein dprC
Exons: 2
Coding region: 1-552 (183 amino acids)
Source: RefSeq, a predicted model, not a curated record